AUUUAAAAACUUGCAAUAACCUCCGCUUGGCUACAAGUGCAUUCUUGCCAGCCAUGGAAAACUGUAGCAAAGUAAGCACUUACUUUAACCAAUUGCGAAUCGAUAACUUUAAGAAGAAGAAGCAAAAUCUAUAUAAACAAUUGUGAUGUUUUAGUUGAUAUGUGUCUAUCAAUCCAUUGAUAGAAAGACUUGUUUUCGGAUAUAACUUUAUAAUCAUGACGAGCAGGAACAUUGUUCAACAGAGAUGUCGUACUUGCUUAGAUACCACGGAUGUAAACUUCCAUUCCUUGGACGGCAAACUCGUAAAAGAUAAUCAAAAGAAAACACUGGCAAGUUUUCUCUGGGACACAUGCAAAUUGGAGAAUCAUUCCGAAGCUGCAAAAUUUUUACCACAAAAAAUUUGCGGAAAUUGUUUGCGUAAAUUAAAAAUUACGUUUUCAUUUGUAAUGCAAGUGGAGGAGGUGAAUAGGAAAAUGAUGGCCAAUCUUCGUACCGUAAAAAUAAUAGGCAAAGAAUCCAUUCCAGAAAAAUAUGUUGAAGAGACUAAUGAAAUGGAUGCCGAUAACCAUAGUUUCUGUAGAUAUAGCGAGUGUUUCAUUGAUUGCAACAAUUCAUUACCACAAUUAGAUGAAGACCCCAUAGCAACUUCGACGACUACUAAUAAGAAAAUAAAGACGGAUCGACAUUUAAAAAGUGCACAAUCCUCAUAUGGGCAACGGCAGAAUGAAGAAGAAGAGUGUAAAAAUGAAUGCCACAAAGAAAUGAAGACCAUGCUCCAGGAUUUGGUGAGUAUGCAGAAACAAAUGAAUGACAGAUUUAAAGAUGUUGGAAUACAUACCGACAAAAAUAUCUUAAAUCAAAUGAGUAAAUUUACACAACCCAAUGCUGACAUUGAAGAAAACACUGUCCUUCAACUAGCCAAUCAAGACAAUUACGAGGAAAUUGAUCGCUUUGAAACUGUGAAAAGUUGGUUUCCAAUAUCAACGGUCGAACAAGCGCUUGAAUUAGAGGAUAAUAUUAAAAAUCACAAUUAUGGUGGAGAUUUCAUAGCUUAUUUAAAGUGGAAUGAAUACAACAGCGUUGACCAUCUUUUACGUAGUAUUUUCAAAGAUGAACUAAUAAAUCAAUAUAAUCUAGAUGGCCGAUCCGGAAAAAUGUCUUUCAUUACUUUCAAAUCAAUUCUAAAAUGUGUCCAAUGUGUAUUUUCGGCUAUCCCCGAAAAGAAAUUUUUAUACUUAGUUCGUAAAUACAUCAUACUCUGUCAUGGUAGACAUAAGUAUAAAAAAUAUAAUUUAAAGAAAAAAACAACUUUUGAAAAAGUGAUGAACCAUCAUGAUACUGAUUUGGAAAAUUUUACAUAUGAAUCAUCAGAAUGCGUUGAAAGUCCAGUUAUAGAAAAUGCAGAGGAAAUAGAAAUUGAUAUUGAAAGUGAACAAUUAACGAGUGAAAGUUUUGAGGUCUCGAAUUCACCAGGAAAUUUAUACAAUGAAAUUAAGAGGGUACACUCUCCUCUAAAUUUUGAAGAACAUGCUCGAAAAAGAACGAGAUUUUCGGGGCGCGGUGAGAAGCUUAAGAGACAUAAAGGAAGAUUUAUUGCCGGUAAUGAUGGUGCAGAGAGUUACGUCAAGCAACCAAAGAAAUCAGGCCGCACAUCAAGCUCUCACCAACAACAACGAAUGGAAAGUGUUGAUAAGGAAUACAAAAUGUUUGAAAUUUCAAAAAUGUUUCCUAUACAAAGCCAAGACCAAUUACUUGAAAUUGAACAAAAUAUUAUGGACACGGAUUGCGCUGAUGAAAUAUAUGAAUAUUUAAACAGGUUAAAAGGUAAAAAUGGCAAUAUAGACUACGUUCUACGAAAAAUUUUUUCGGACGACUUGAUUGCUAACUACAAUUUGGAAGGUCUGCAAGGAAAACAUUGCUUUCGCGACUUGAAUCUUAUUUCAGAUUGUUUAUUUAAGGCAUUUUCGGAAAUUACAAAUAUGGAAUUUAUGAAAGAAGUUCGUAGAUAUGUGACUAUGAGUCACUAUCGGACAAAAAACAAACGUACAAAAGCAACAAGGAAAGGAAUGUCUACAUAAUAAUUUCUGGAAGUUUUAUUAAAACCGUUUGAACAACAUUACAUUCACGAAUGCAUACAUAUAUAGAUUUUGGUUUUUUGAACUUAAGAGUAAUGACUUCAAAAUAAUGAAUUUGCUUCAUUUUAUUGGUUUUGUUUUUUUUUUUUUUUAAUAAAAGAAGAAAAGAAGUGGUAUCUUACAUUA
Zeugodacus cucurbitae (melon fly) is the source of this 2261-nucleotide messenger RNA. RefSeq lists its product as uncharacterized. Gene Ontology annotation, cellular component: nucleus. The record is from RefSeq and is a predicted model, not a curated record. The coding region runs from base 216 to 2078 and encodes 620 amino acids. Lineage: Eukaryota; Metazoa; Arthropoda; Insecta; Diptera; Tephritidae. The transcript has 14 exons. Gene Ontology annotation, molecular function: zinc ion binding.